AUGAACGAAACUAACAGGAGCACUGCAGGCUCAAAUUCCAUUGAUUCCGCGGAAAUCGGCGAUCCAGCUGUGGAGAGGCUCGCUCCGGUCUCUGUAAAAAGUUCCCAAAAAAUCCAUCGAGUGUUCCACGAGCUCAUCGAUUCCUGGAAAAAGUAUACGGAUAUGGAGGAUGGCGAUCGAAUUUCGCUUCUUUUGCAGAAUUAUACGGUGGAAAAGCAGCUAGAGCAAGUUGGAGCCAUGGAGAAAGAAGAGAUACUGGAAGUCCUCCGAGUAAAUCUUCGCAAAAUGACCACUAUUCAAGAGGAAAAUGAGCUCCUGACCCGGAAAAAUCGCGAAGUUUCCGAAAAAUUGCACCGAAUCGAGCAUCGGGUCGGCAAGGCUCAAGUCAAUGUGUUCGAUCGUGUUCAAACGGUCACUAUGGACAUUCUGAAGGAAUUUCAUGAGCGCGAAUUGGAGUUAGCACGGAAAUUGGAGGUUUUGGAAGCUCAGAAAGCAGAUUUUACGGCUAGGAACGAGAAAUUAGAGGCGAAAAUUCGAAUUUUCGAGAAAAAUGUGGACUCUCUACAGGCGAAAAAUGGGCGGUUGGCGGAGCUAAACGACGAGAAUGAGCAGAAAAUUGCUCCGUUUUCGAGGAAAAUCGAAGUUCAAGACGAUGAAAUUUUCCAUUUGAGAGAGCAGCUGGUGAAGGCGAAUGAGUUGGCUAGGGAGAAGACAGAAGAGAGAGUGAAGACGUUAAUUCUGAAGGAGCGAGAGACGGCGAACACGGAGGCUGCGAGACAGAAGGAGAUGUUGAUGAGGGAUAUGGACAACUACAAAGCGGACCUGGAGAAAGACCUAACCAUCCGCCAUCAACGACACAAGAAAGAAGUGGAAGCUCUAAAUGCGAAAUUCGACUCGGCGAUGGCCCACAGUGAGCAGACGAUUCAAGAAUUGAAGACGAAAAAUCAUCAGCUGGAGGCCGAAAUUUCGAAAUACAAACGGAAUUUUGCUAUCAUGGAGGCACAGAUUAAGGGAGACGUGAAACGAAGUCUAGCAGUCAACUACCACGAAAUGAUGAAUAUCGUGUCCUCUGGAACCUGCCGACUGCCCUCACCACCUCGCGAGAAUCCAUUCCUUCUUUUGGAUUCUGAAAAUCGACGGCCAGUGUCACCGAAACGGACCCUAGGCGUUCAGACGUCGUCAACGUCUUCUGUAAAAGGAGGAGCCACGUCGUCACGAGACGCCAAGAAGACGACGACGUCAACGAAAUUCUCAUCGUCGGUGAAUUCUGGAACUGGAGGAUUGGGAUCGUCUGGAAGAGGAAGAUCUGCGUCGUGUUCGAGGAAAUAA
Molecule: messenger RNA, 1329 nt
Organism: Caenorhabditis briggsae
Lineage: Eukaryota; Metazoa; Nematoda; Chromadorea; Rhabditida; Rhabditidae
Exons: 7
Coding region: 1-1329 (442 amino acids)
Source: RefSeq, a predicted model, not a curated record